Molecule: messenger RNA, 2711 nt
Organism: Neogale vison (American mink)
Lineage: Eukaryota; Metazoa; Chordata; Mammalia; Carnivora; Mustelidae
Gene: LHFPL4
Product: LHFPL tetraspan subfamily member 4
Exons: 3
Coding region: 1-744 (247 amino acids)
Biological process (GO): gamma-aminobutyric acid receptor clustering; sensory perception of sound
Cellular component (GO): postsynaptic membrane; inhibitory synapse; plasma membrane
Molecular function (GO): GABA receptor binding
Source: RefSeq, a predicted model, not a curated record
AUGCUGCCCUCGCAGGAGGCCUCCAAGCUCUACCACGAGCACUACAUGCGGAACUCGCGGGCCAUCGGCGUGCUAUGGGCCAUCUUCACCAUCUGCUUCGCCAUCAUCAACGUGGUGGUCUUCAUCCAGCCCUACUGGGUGGGCGACAGCGUGAGCACCCCCAAGCCUGGCUACUUCGGCCUCUUCCACUACUGUGUGGGCAGCGGGCUGGCGGGCCGCGAGCUCACCUGCCGAGGCUCCUUCACCGACUUCAGCACCAUCCCGUCCGGCGCCUUCAAGGCAGCCGCCUUCUUCGUGCUGCUCUCCAUGGUGCUGAUCCUCGGCUGUAUCACCUGCUUUGCGCUUUUCUUCUUCUGCAACACGGCCACGGUCUACAAGAUCUGCGCCUGGAUGCAGCUCUUGGCAGCUCUGUGCCUCGUGCUGGGCUGCAUGAUCUUCCCCGACGGCUGGGACGCCGAGACGAUCCGGGACAUGUGCGGGGCCAAGACCGGGAAGUACUCCCUGGGGGACUGUUCGGUGCGCUGGGCGUACAUCCUGGCCAUCAUCGGCAUCCUCAACGCCCUCAUCCUCUCCUUCCUCGCCUUCGUGCUGGGCAACCGGCAAACAGAUCUGCUGCAGGAGGAGCUCAAGCAGGAGAACAAAGAUUUUGUAGGUUCUACAGUAAGCUCCGUGUUGCGGCCAGGGGGUGAUGUCUCCGGAUGGGGAGUCCUCCCCUGUCCCGUCGCUCACUCACAGGGACCCUGAGGGCCAGGAUCACAGCCCAGGAAUUGACCUGUCCUCAGCUUGUCCCGUUGCCUGCCCUCUCAUCCCUUCAUUCAAGCUCCGAGGGAAGACCCCAUCCAGGACUGACUGCUCACCUGCUACCUGCCUGUAGCUCCGGGCUUUGAAGAGGUUGGGGCUGGGAUGCAGCGUGCGGGAGGGCCUGAUUCUGCUCCUCCCUCAACUGACCUAAGGGAGCCAGAGCCCUGGGCCCUUGGGCUUCUCCCUUCCUCUCUAGGCCGGCCCGGGGCCCCCACAGAGUCUCCAGGGGAAGUGGCCCUGCGGUUCCGGUUCCCCAGGCCCCGUCCGUCUGGAGGGCUCCCACCUGGCUGCAUCCUUGCCUCCUCUGGUCCCUGUCUCCUACAGAAACUUACCCAGGAUACUGGCCCAGGGUGGACUGGACUCUUUCCUGUUUUCUUCCCCCUGAUGAUGGUUCCAUCACAUCAUCACAGAGCUCCAGGCACCACCUGCCUCCUCGGGGCCUCUCUGCUGCCCAAGCCAGCCUGUUUUCACCUCUCCCAAAGGAGUCUGAGCUGCACCAAGAGAGAAAACACAGGGCCUCCCUGUCAGUUGCUGAUGGGGGUCCUGAACAGCCCGGAGUCUGAGGACAGACAGGCUUUGGAAACAGUAGGAGGCGGCACUUUGAGUCCUGUCUUGGUGACAUCUGACCAUGGCAGCUGGGGCUGGAGGGGGCUCAGCCUCGGGCUGGCCUGGCCUUCUCCCUGCUGGGAUGUCUCACCCAAUACUGGACCCUUGACCCUGGCCUGUUUUGUACAGCACAGACUUCUUGGCCCUGUUGUCAGGGCUGGGGUUUUGGGAGGGGGGCCCAAGAAUGGGAAAUUAGGGGAUGCAUCACCCCUCUGCCCCUUCUCAUGCCCCAAACCUGGGCAUCUGCCAAGGGCAGAGACUGUCUUGCCUCUUUGAUACUUUUUCUGCAUAACUUGAACUUGCAGGUCACCUCUGAACAGGGUACCCCCUGUCCCCAUCCCCAGGCCUUGUAACCCUAUCCCCACCUCCACUUCUUCCUCCUUGCCCACCUCUCGCCUUGCGAUAUGCCCAGGGUCUACAGCCCAAUGGGCAGUGCUUGGAGCUGAGGCAUGAGUGUGUGUGUGAGCGUGUGUGUGUGUGUGUGUGUGUGGUGUGUGAGCAUGUGUGUGUGUGUGUGUGAGUGUGUGUGUGUGUGUGUGUGUGUUGGGGAGCAGAAGAGGAGUCUUUCUCUCCACCGCCCCCCCACCGUGGGGGCAUCUCCUUCCCCCUUGGCCAGGAGCAAAUGAGGGAGAUUCCAGGUGUUUCCAAACUUCCCUCAUUGCCUGGUAGACCUGGUGGUUGAGUUAUGUGGCUGGGGUGUGGAGAGCCCCUUUCAGCCCCCAGUGCAGGUGGCAGGUUGGCUUCAUCUAGUGUGCCUACUUCUGUCUUCCAGUACUGGGGGGAGUACUGGUCCACUGUGUAGCCAGAGCAGGAGGCCUCUGCGGGUUCACUGGGGAAGGUUGUUGUCAUCAUUUCCUUUGUGGGCCUCAGCCAAAGGAGGGGAGGAAAGCAGCGAGUGCCAUGUAUUUGCCAAUCUUGUGUUCAUUUCCAUAGGACUUGGACCUGAGAGGGUUUCGAAGAUAGACCCUAGAAAUCCUCUGCAUGAGACCCCCAUCUGGACCCUAACUGGAAUCAGAUGCUGGGUCCUGGUAGGAUUCCCGAAACCCGGAACUCACCAAGUCCUGAUGCUCCACCUUCCUGACUCAGUCCUCUUGAGCAAACACCUUUCCCCUGGUGCUCUGGCCUUGGCCCAGUGCUCCCCUCUCUUCCCCCAGGGCUCUACCUGCAGGAAGGGGCUGUACACCACGGGCCUAUGCUGAGUGGGAGGGUCAGGGGAGCCUCCUGAGAGGCAGUGGGGGGCAGAAGUGAGUUCCUCAAAGAUCCAAACCAAAGCCCAGUGUUGGGAGGCUGUGGGGGGUGGGUCU